Messenger RNA from Ustilago hordei, 789 nucleotides. RefSeq lists its product as uncharacterized. The transcript has a single exon. The record is from RefSeq and is a predicted model, not a curated record. NCBI's taxonomy places the organism in Eukaryota, Fungi, Basidiomycota, Ustilaginomycetes, Ustilaginales, Ustilaginaceae. The coding region runs from base 1 to 789 and encodes 262 amino acids.
AUGCCCAUACAAACAGCGGCGUCAAGCCCAGCUGGUCCGCAAUCAUUGAGGAGGCAUUCGCAUGCUGGGAACGCAGGCACAGUUGCAGUUCAUGACACAAGCGACAUGGUCUCGAUCGCCAGCAGCGUGAGACGAGACAGAUACUCCUCGAGAGGUGCAGCUCCUAUCGUUGAGGCCAGUCCACUUGCGACAUCAUCAACAGAUCAUUCUCACAGCCGUGAGAAAACGGCUCAUGCAUCGAUGGCUCGACAAGAAUCGCAACAGUCGGCUUCACGAGCAGCUAGCUCGGACUUGGGUCAUAGCCGGCGUGGUCUCUUUGUCGCAAAUACAAACAACCUUUCUGGCAUCCCAGCCAAGGCUGCUGCUUCUACUCGAGAGCACGCUGACGCGCUGGUGGGUUCAUCUUCGAAACCCAGCAAGUCUCGCAAGAAGCGAAAUGAAAGCGAUGGAGGGGCGAGUGCUACGGGCGGUCCUUCAGCAGCGGUAGCUAGUAGCAGCAGGAAUGAACGUAAUGCUGUCGCUGUUGUUUCUGCUGUUGCUACAACCUCUAGUCAGAGUCGGCAGGCUAACCGAGAUUUACCUGUAACGCCUGCAGCACCAUCACCGGUGCAAGAGCCUGCAUAUGUAGCAUCUCCGAGCGUGGAACCCAUGCAGCAAUCAGCGGCAAUCGAUCCAGCCUUUUGUUUCACCAACGACGGUCCCAUGUACGGCGAAGACAUGGAGCUCGACCUGCCACCAAGCUACUUUGAGGCCGUCUACGGAGCAGGGGAAGAGGAUGAAGAUGCAUAG